AUGCUACGGCGUUACGCGGGCUACUUGUUCUUACCCAUCUUUGCCUUUGUCGUGAACCAUACCCCAAGUUUCGUGUGGGUCCUCAUCGACUUCGUGCUAGAUGUGUGGUUGUUCUGGGUCCGAAAAUUAUACCACUGGCAUACUCGUAAGGAUAACCUUAACGAGGCACUUAAGCAGCUCAAGUCUGUUGAGAACUAUAAUGAGUGGAAGGCUAUCGUUACUGAGGUGGAUAGGCUUACCAACAUGGAUAUAUGGAGACAAAACUUCAUCUCCAAGCAUUAUGAUUACAUGCUCGUGAACGAGCGGAUGAGUUUGCUUCGUGAAGCUAGACUCAACGAGGAUGCUUCUCUUUUGAUGUCUUUAUUGCGUUCCGGGCUUCUCCGCAACUUUGGAGGUAUUGCUCAGAAGCGUCUCUACACUAAGGCUUACUUGGGGACGAAGUUUAAGAUUCAAGAAUACAUCAUCGAGGUGCUUGACUGCCUCAACUAUUUGAAUGACUCCAUUCACGCCGAGAGGGCUAGCAAUGACUAUAUCAUGAACAGCAAGCAGCUCAAACUUGACUUCUUCCAUGACGCUAGGCAGUCGUUUGGAUGUACAGCACUUAUCUUGCAAGGUGGAUCUCUCUUUGGCUUAUGCCAUAUUGGAGUGGUACGUGCGUUGUACUUCAAGGGUUUGCUUCCUAGAGUUAUUGGCGGAAGUGCAGUGGGUGCUGCUGUUGCGGCUUUGGUGUGUUCUCUUACUGAUGUUGAACUCAUUCCUAUCUUAGUGUCUAUUACCGACGUUAUGGGCAAUGUUGAUACCCUCAAUCAUGACGUCGAUGAAAGAUAUGGCAACGUUAUCGAGAAUGUCGUCCGCAAAGGUUACUCCCAAGAUAUUCUUGUCUUCUUGAAGUUUGUGAGAGACACUAUUGGCGACUUGACCUUUGAAGAAGCAUAUUUGAAGACUGAGAAGAUUCUUAAUAUCGUUGUUCACCCAACUCAUCAGUCUAUCCCUUCGUUACUCAACUACAUCACGGCCCCUAAUGUUAUUAUCUGGACCGCUAUUUAUGCAUCGAUUGGAACCGGUGUCCUUUCAGACAGCGUCCAAUUAUACGUCAAGGACCUCAGGAACGAAAUUGUUCCCAUGGCUCCUGAAUUAGACAUUUCCUUCUUGAAGCCUCAGGAUGUCAGCUACCAACAGCACUACUUUGGCCAUAAGAAGAAGAGCCCUGAGCAAAGCUUGUUUUCUGCCCCAACGGAGAACUCGCCAUAUACUAGACUUACCGAGCUUUUUAAUGUCAACCACUUCAUUACAAGUUUGGUGAGGCCCUACCUAGCUCCACUUAUCAGCAAUGACCUCAAGCAUCACAAUGCGUACGGAAAAUUAAGAUUCAGUGAUGAUGCUCUUAAUAUUUUCUGGAAUGAUGAAACAAAGAAGCUCGAGAAGCCAAAAUCCUCCGCUUCCCACAUAGAUGUGCUUACAAAAGACUCUUCCUACAACUUUAGAAAACACUUGAAAAAUGUUAUUGGUCUUGAGAUUCAACAUAGACUUGAUGUUUUGAACAAAUUAGGUCUUUUACCCGAGAUCGUGAAGCGCCUUUGCAUCGACGAAAAGCCUUCAACUGCCAAGUUCUCGACAAAUUCUAGAGAGAUCACAAUUGUCCCGGAAUUGAGAUACUUACUUCGUGACAUUGGCAGGGUCUUUGAUGUGCACAAGACUAUGGAGAAUAUUCCAUAUUGGAUUCUUAUGUUCGAUUGA
Candidozyma haemuli is the source of this 1737-nucleotide messenger RNA. Its product is annotated as bifunctional triglyceride lipase/lysophosphatidylethanolamine acyltransferase. NCBI's taxonomy places the organism in Eukaryota, Fungi, Ascomycota, Pichiomycetes, Serinales, Metschnikowiaceae. The record is from RefSeq and is a predicted model, not a curated record. Gene Ontology annotation, biological process: lipid metabolic process. Gene Ontology annotation, molecular function: triacylglycerol lipase activity. Bases 1 to 1737 code for a protein of 578 amino acids. The transcript has 2 exons.